AUGGUCUUAUACCUAACUGCUUCUCAGCGCCUUCCACUAAACAGAUUCCAAUUGAGAAUAAUUUCCAGAAUCCCCUUGUCAGUAGUUUCGAAACGAUCAAGGAGACUAGUGGAAUCCGCUCAUCUGAAAGGAAAACGAGUCGAGAUACGGAUUGAGUCGUAUUACACCGCAAAGAUAACAAUUUCAUUCAAUGACUACCAGGCGUACGCAUGGGAUUUCUUUAUCCCAGAAGCGUAUUCUAUUUCUUACGAAAACCGACGAAACAAGAAAAAGAAAAAAGAGAAACAAGAAUGUCGUAAACCAGGAUACGGACUAGGAGAUUGGAUAGACCUUCUACUUACAGUAACCCAUCACCGGAAUCUGAUUGAUAUGCUGGAGUUUACUGGGAUACCUCCAGAAUAUCCCAUUUUUAUUCAACGCAUUAGAAAUUAUCUCAAUGGAUGUGAAGUUCAUGAUCUUCGCGUAAAUGGUUGCGCUCAAGAACAAUGUUUUGAAAUUUUCAAAAUGUUUAUUCCUGUUAAGAGACUAUAUCUUCAAACUACUAUAUUCGAGGGAGGAGCAGAAUUAUUCAACGUAUUAAACCCUACCCAACAUGUUUUAUAUUAUCUAGAUCAGAGUUGA
Caenorhabditis remanei is the source of this 621-nucleotide messenger RNA. RefSeq lists its product as uncharacterized. The coding region runs from base 1 to 621 and encodes 206 amino acids. The record is from RefSeq and is a predicted model, not a curated record. The transcript has a single exon. Lineage: Eukaryota; Metazoa; Nematoda; Chromadorea; Rhabditida; Rhabditidae.